Hypoxylon trugodes is the source of this 1969-nucleotide messenger RNA. RefSeq lists its product as uncharacterized. Lineage: Eukaryota; Fungi; Ascomycota; Sordariomycetes; Xylariales; Hypoxylaceae. The record is from RefSeq and is a predicted model, not a curated record. The transcript is spliced from 6 exons. The coding region runs from base 504 to 1610 and encodes 368 amino acids.
AGGAGAGUUUGGACUGCAUAGUAUUCAUAAUACAGCCUCAAUUGUGCAAGUCCACGCGUGUAUUAUGUCUGGGAAUCAUAGAAAUAAGGAGAACAUCAAGACCGUAAACACGCCGCAAUUCCCAGUAGACAGUCCACGUAUAAUGAAAAACACGUGGGAUUGUUAUGCCAUCGCUAUGACCGAGGCUGGGCUGAAGUUUCGAAAUAGAACAAGUCCAGAUGGAUUUUGUAACACACUUUUUGCCUUCGAGGCCCGCAUGUAAUUGGGAUUUACUCGGAAUUUCCUUCGGCGAAAGAAGUAAUAUUCCAUAAGGCCGAGAUACUCCUUUACCCUAGGUACCCAUAAUUCUUUAAGGAGUUGUUGGUCUUGAGAUGUCAUUCCUUUUAUGUCAAUCUACAACCCACCUCAUCUCACAUCUUAGAUCCCACAACCUUUUCCACCCGAUGUAGACGGUCUAGCCUAUUGAAAAGCCACUUGCUAGCGUCAUCUAAACGUGACCAACAAUGGCAACUGCCGAAGCUUUCACCUUGUUAUCCAUAGGCCUAGUCAUCAUUGGCUGUCGGGUAUGGGCGCGAUGGGUUCUAGUAGGGCCUGCCAACUGGCAGCUGGAUGAUUAUCUCAUGCCACUUACUGGUAUCGUCUUCGCGCUCGAAACAGUGGCGGCGUAUCUGGUGGGGGCACUCUUCGAUGGUCUUACGAAUAGUUACAUGACGGAUGAGCAACGCGCCACCCUAGAUCCCAACUCAAGAGAAUACUUCAACCGACAAUGGGGGUCUAAAAUUCAAGUUCUCGGCUGGUCCCUCUACGCAUUCAUGCUUUGGUUGUUGAAAUUCUGCGUCGCGGUAUUCUAUGGGCGUCUGACAUCCGGGUUGAUGAACCUCAAGAUACGAGUGCGAAUCGCAUAUGUCCUUCUAGCUGUGACAUACAUCUUCGUCUGCCUUUCGCUCCUCAUAGGUUGCCAACCCAUGGAAAAGCAUUGGCAGAUUAAUCCAGACCCUGGGAAUCUUUGCCAGCCGACAAACUCGAAGUUGAGCGUGUAUGCGGUGGUCGUACCGAAUAUCGUUACCGACGUAUACUUGCUCUCUAUUCCGCUACCGCUUCUAUGGAUUGCAAAUAUCAGCAUGCGACGCAAGCUCACGUUGAUGAUACUGUUUAGCGGCGCCAUUUUCGUCAUGGUUGCGGGGAUUAUCAGAGCGGCCACAAUUCUAGGGGCUGGUCCAGAAGGCGCAUUGUCUGGAAGCGAAUGGGCAUGCAGAGAAACAUUUGUCUCGUUAAUCGUCACGAACCUCCCGAUCAUCCACCCGUUCCUUCGUAAGGCUGCAUCAAAAGUCGGUCUCAGCGGCCUAUUCAGCCGAUCGACACGAAGUAAGACCGGUCCAAGUGGCCCAAGCCAUCAAUUAGGGAGCAAGCCAGCUACGAUUGGGGGUUUCGGGCGUUCGCGAAACAAAGCCAACCAUCCUCUUUCAAUUCCACAGGAGACAGCGUGGGGGAGUGAUGAGCACAUCUUGCCGCAGGAGGCGGGCAGAAAUAGACAACUACCAGACAGCUCGAGGGACAUUGUUGUGCUGAAGGAGUUCACUGUUACAUCGGACAGCAAGGAAGUUCCUUAAAAAGCAAAUGGUGGUGAUUAAGAGGCGUUUUGUCAUUUGGGGGUAGCCUUUGCUUACUUUCUAUCUCCGAGCUAAUAGAAAACUGUAUAAUACACGGUGCGGUCUAGCACUAAAAAUAAAACGAUAAAAUGGAUUCGAAGACUAACCGUCUCUUGUUAGGGUAACUUCUGAAGUACCUGGUUGUUUCUUAUAUUUCAUGUAAUGAUAUAGCCUGGAGCUAGUAGGUUCAGUUAAUACACAAGCGAAUCUCUAUUUGAGGACAAUCUCCUAUUUCGAGUAUUUAAUACGACGAGACGCCAGAUCGGCGCGCGACUCUGUAAGCAAAUGUAAAUUUACAUCUCAAUUUUACCAAUCAGUUA